This is a messenger RNA of Carica papaya (papaya), 1898 nucleotides long. It is a transcript of the gene PMEPCRA, whose product is annotated as methylesterase PCR A. Gene Ontology annotation, molecular function: enzyme inhibitor activity; pectinesterase activity. The record is from RefSeq and is a predicted model, not a curated record. Gene Ontology annotation, biological process: cell wall modification. NCBI's taxonomy places the organism in Eukaryota, Viridiplantae, Streptophyta, Magnoliopsida, Brassicales, Caricaceae.
UUGCAGGUUAUAUUAAACCAGCGGAGCCACCAUCACCGCCAUGGCUACAACCCAUGAUCAGCAUUCUUCUCUGCUAGAUAAACCCAAAACAUUUCUUCUUUAUCGCAAAACUGCUCUCUACCUAAUAUUUUCUUUCACCAUCUUCAUAUCCUCAGUUGCUUUUCUCGGUGUUCACUUUUCCAGGAACACCUCCAUUAAUCACCCGCUUUCUGCUCAAAUCUGUCGCCAUGCUUAUGACGAAUUCUCAUGUCUCUCCCAGCUCUCAGAACUUACCUCAUCAAACCAAGCCGUGAAAAACAAAGAUGUUAUCGGUUUACUCCGAGCUUUCUUGGAAGAAACUGCAUCGAAACUCAAAAAUUCCAUUGACAUGGCGGAAAGAGUCAUCGCGUAUGGGAAGAACGUCAGCCUCAGAGACCAAGCAGCUUUGCUGGACUGCGUAGAGUUAAUGGGUGAUUCACUGGACAGAACUGUGGAUUCCAUGGAAGCUCUCGAAAACCCUGGUGUUACUUCCCUCGAAGACGCACAUACAUGGCUGAGCUCCGUCCUCACCAGCCACGAGACAUGCUCGGACGGGCUAAACGCGAAGACCCAGAUGAAUCCAUGGCUGGAUGAGUUGACAUCAAGAGCAAGAACAGGGUUGACUGUGUUAGUUGCAGCCAAGAGAGGAAGAGAUUAUGGGAGUAUGAAGAAGGGUGAUGACGAAGAUGAGUUUCCAUGGUGGGUGAGGAGUGAAGAUAGGAGGCUUCUGGGAAGUGCGGGUGGGAAGAUUAAAGCUGAUGUUGUGGUGGCUAAAGACGGAAGUGGGAAGUACAAGACGGUGAAGGAAGCGGUGAAGGGAGCGCCGGAGAAUUACAAGGGUCGGUAUGUGAUUUAUGUGAAGAAGGGAAAGUAUGAAGAGAAUGUUGAGAUUGGGAAGAAGAAGAAGAAUAUGAUGCUUGUCGGUGAUGGAAAGGAUUUCACCAUUAUCACUGGACACUUGAAUGUUGUUGAUGGAACCACUACUUUCAAGUCAGCUACUGUUGCUGCUGUUGGUGAUGGAUUCAUAGCACAAGACAUCUGGUUCCAAAACACAGCUGGCCCAAAGAAGCAUCAAGCAGUGGCUCUUCGCGUCGGAGCCGACAUAUCCGUUAUUUACCGUUGUCGGAUCGAUGCCUAUCAAGACACCCUCUACGCACAUUCAAAUCGGCAAUUCUAUAGGGAUAAUGAAAUCACGGGCACUGUUGAUUUCAUCUUCGGCAAUGCAGCAGUAGUGUUUCAAAACUGCAAGCUUAUCGCGCGAAAGCCCUUGCCUAAACAAGCCAACAUGGUUACAGCCCAAGGGCGAAUAGACCCAAACCAAAACACAGGGACCUCGAUCCAAAAUUGCAACAUAAUAGCGAGUCAAGAUCUGGAGCCGGUCAAGGGCGAGAUCAAAUCAUAUUUGGGUCGACCGUGGAAGGAGUUUUCGAGAACUGUGGUGAUGGAAUCUUACAUCGGUGACCACAUUGAUCCGGCGGGGUGGUCGGAGUGGAAUAAAGAUUUUGCAUUGAAGACUUUGUAUUACGGUGAGUAUCUGAACAAAGGACCAGGUUCGGGGACAAGUAAAAGAGUGAAAUGGCCUGGUUUCCAUGUUAUUACGUGUCCUCAAGAGGCUAAAAAAUUCACUGUUGGUGAGUUGAUUCAAGGAGGAGCUUGGCUCAAGUCCACUGGAGUUCCCUUUAAAGAAGGUCUUUAAGGAGGAGCUUGGGCCAGCUUAGUACAGCUGAUGAUGUGAAUUUAAGCACUAGUUUAUUACUGUAACUUGAUGGUUGUAUACAAUCAAGCUUGUUUUUUUUAAGUUUUAGAAAAUAUUAUGGUGUUCAACUAUUUAUUAUUUUAUAAUUUUAUAAAGAAUCCUGAAGAUUGUCCUCCUAAGGUCA